This is a messenger RNA of Mya arenaria, 1044 nucleotides long. RefSeq lists its product as uncharacterized. The record is from RefSeq and is a predicted model, not a curated record. Gene Ontology annotation, molecular function: zinc ion binding. Lineage: Eukaryota; Metazoa; Mollusca; Bivalvia; Myida; Myidae. Bases 1 to 1044 code for a protein of 347 amino acids. The transcript has 6 exons.
AUGGCAUACAACCAAGUUCAGUGUGAAAUGUGCUGUAAGGAACAGGCAGUGGGAUGCUGCAAUAUAUGUGGAAACUUUUGUGAAUCGUGUUUAGUAAUUCAUAAAAAAGGAAGGGCAUUCCAAACCCACAUUCUGAAGACGUAUGGAAAGGAUGGUUACAAUCCAAAGCGUAUCUUGUAUGACAUCACAGAGGAGAUGUGUAAACACCAUCCGACUGAAAGGGCGUUACUGUUUUGUAAAAUUCAUGAAUUAAUGAUCUGUGGUCUAUGUUUUCGUUCGGAUCAUAUUUCAUGUGGCCAUGAGGUUAUUGACUUGUGUCAAGAGGCAGGGUUUAUUGAUUACGACCCCUCAAAUGGUAUGUCCGCAGCUUUAAACGAGAUACAGGAUGAAAAUAAGCGCAUGAAGGAAGAAGCGGGUCGACAAAAGAAAAGAAGUAAUGUCAAUGCAAUGAAAUGCAAUAAAGAAUUAGAUGAUUUGGAGGACAGACUUAAACGGAAAGUGGAAGAUACGAUAAUUAGAUUCAGGCAGGAAACGAGGACGGAGCUGAAUAACGAGCUAAAACAAGUGAAACAGGACCUCGAUAAUUCAGAAAAGACGAGGAAGACACUAUGUGAGGAGCUGAAACAAGUAAACAAGAACCUAGCUCAUUCUCAAAAGACAAGGAAGGUGUUAAAGCUAGAUCUACUGACAGCGAAACAGGGCAAAAAGAAAUAUGAAAAGAGAUACCAUCCAUUCCCGGGGAAACCAUAUAAAGGUGGCACUUUCGUAGGACGUUUGUCAAACGACGUUGAGGGUCUGGCGAUAUGUAGGAUGUUGAAGACGACGUUCAGGAGAGGGCAGAUGUUUACUAUUGGCAAAGACGAGAGAGUUAUCAUGGAUGGCGUCUCACUGUAUGGCGGUAAUUGGUUUGCGAUCACACUCUUUCCAAGCUACAUUAGUUACACACAGACAGUGAAAGCGGAACUGGCAACCAAAGGCAUCACAGAGUGGACCAUAGACAAGACAGAGAAGCUGGAAGGGACUUUCACUGUCGCUGUGCCGUAA